Prosopis cineraria is the source of this 4540-nucleotide messenger RNA. RefSeq names its product UDP-xylose transporter 1-like. Lineage: Eukaryota; Viridiplantae; Streptophyta; Magnoliopsida; Fabales; Fabaceae. The record is from RefSeq and is a predicted model, not a curated record. Gene Ontology annotation, cellular component: Golgi apparatus. Gene Ontology annotation, molecular function: antiporter activity; UDP-xylose transmembrane transporter activity. Bases 128 to 1150 code for a protein of 340 amino acids. The transcript has 9 exons.
CCAGAGGUAUGUGAAAAGCUCAUUUCUAAAGUCCUGCUCUCAUCGGCAGUGGCGGAGGGAGGAAGACUAACAGGGGCCGCAACCCCCUAUUUUUUUAAAAAUUACAUUACAUAGAGAUACGGGAGAGAUGUCGAGCUUCCAACUGGGGGUUGCUGGUGCACUGUUUCUCUCAGUGGCCUCCUCUGUGUCUAUAGUCAUCUGCAACAAAGCAUUGAUGAGCAAUCUAGGCUUCCCUUUUGCCACAACACUAACUAGCUGGCAUCUGAUGGUUACAUUUUGCACACUUCAUGUUGCCCAACGCCUCAGUUUCUUUGAGGCCAAGUCCAUUGACAUGAAGACGGUCACUCUUUUUGGCAUUCUGAAUGGCGUUUCCAUUGGCCUUCUCAACUUGAGCCUCGGUUUCAAUUCUGUUGGAUUCUAUCAGAUGACCAAACUUGCAAUCAUACCCUUUACUGUGUUGCUAGAAACUGUUUUCCUCAAGAAGCAGUUCAGCCAGAAAAUAAAGUUUUCUCUAUUCCUCUUACUCGUUGGAGUUGGCAUUGCCUCUGUCACAGAUCUCCAGCUCAAUUUUGUGGGCACCGUUCUUUCCCUUUUAGCCAUCAUAACCACAUGUGUCAGCCAAAUUCUGACAAAUACGAUACAGAAGAAGCUUAAUGUCUCCUCAACACAACUUCUCUACCAUUCUGCUCCAUUCCAAGCAGCAGUUCUUUUUGUUUCAGGCCCUCUAGUGGAUCAGUUCCUCACCAAGCAAAACGUCUUUUCCCAUAAAUAUUCUCCCAUAGUCUUGGCAUUCAUUGUUCUGUCAUGCUUGAUAGCUGUUUCUGUAAACUUCAGCACCUUUCUAGUGAUUGGCAAAACAUCUCCUGUAACUUAUCAAGUACUUGGCCACCUCAAGACUUGCCUUGUUCUUGCAUUUGGCUACACAUUGCUCCAUGACCCCUUCACUGAGAGGAAUAUUAUUGGUAUAAUGAUUGCCAUUUUGGGAAUGGGCUUUUACUCUCAUUUCUGCACUCAGGAAAACAAAAGGAAACAGCAGGUUGAUCUCUCCUUGGCCUCUCAGGUUAAGGAUAAGGAUAGCUCACCACUUUUGACGCAUGAAGACAAGGAAAGUCUUGAGGCUAAGAAAUUGAGCAAGGACUCUAUUGUUUAAGGGGAAAAGGCUCUGGCUUGAUCUAAGAUUAUCUCGUAUUCCAAGGUUCUUUCAAUCUUGAGGGCACUUUAAUUAGUGUAAAUCAAUUUUUUUCCUGUUUAUUUUGUUGUUGUAACAGCAAGUCAGUGCCUUAUUCUUUUUCUGCUCAUUUUAUGAUGCAGAAAACAUAGUUUUACUGAAAUUGAAUUUAUUCUGCGUUAAUGAAAAGGGUAGGCGUAAACACCCCCUGCUCCAUUUCGUUUAAAAAAAAAAAAAUGUUGAGCCUGCAGUUAGAAGAGCUUGAGCAUUGCAUUAUAGAGGGGGGAAAUUUGAGGUGUACCCAACCCACUGAAAUUUGGAGAAAAAGAUAGAUCAAACAAAUAAUAAAGUGGCGUGUUAAUAUAUCAAGCGCGCUUUUUUCCUAAUUAACAGACUCACUUCUAGCAUGCCUACAUGUUUCUCUAUCUUUACCUUGUACACACUUUGUGAAGUAGCAAGACUAUUGAAAGACCCUGUUGCAUGCUUAACUCAUUGUCUGACAUGUUAAUGAGAUCCAAUCCAAGUGAGGCUCCAUGAAUCCAACCCAAUCUCCGAGACGUCCAAAAUUUCAUUUCAGAUGCUGCAGAUUUGAGUGUGGACUGAUUUAUUUAAUUGAAGGGAGAAGUGGGAAGCCAGCCAAGAAAAACACCAGCAGAAAGAUGAUUACAUUCAUUCAAAUAUAGCAGAGCAAAAUGAGUUAGUGAAGUGCUAUUAUUGUGUCCGUGACGUCGAAGCUUGAAUUAAAGUCUUUAAAAAGAGAAGAUAAGAUAGAUUGGUGCUGACUCUUGAAGGAAAAAGUAGCUGCAAUAUAUAUAUAUAUAUAUAAUUUGGAGAGCUAUUAUUGUGAUGAAGCCUUUUGGUCUGAGGUCUGCUUUGAGCAAUGCGUGCUCAUACUGUUCUGCCUCUGACGCUCACCCCCUUCCAAAAAUAAUUAUAAUUUGUAUUAAAUAUUUCUAAAGUAAAACUUUCCAACAUGAAUUUACCGUACAAUAUAUUCCUUCAUAUCAAUAAUACAAGCAGGCGUGUCAACUUCUGCCUGUCACCAUUUUCAAAUUGAAUCAUUGUAUUCUCUCAGUUAAUGCAACAGCAGAUAUGCAUGUGUCAUUCACCAGGGAAAAUCUAGCGUUGCUCUUUAUUGAAAAGAUUAUUUGUUUUAAGAAACUCAUAUUCAUGCUCUUUUGGGACAUUAAUUUUUUGAAGGAUACACUUGAUGGUGGUGAUGGCAAGGGUGAAGGACGGAGUUAAUCGAUUGGGGUAAGUAUUAAUAUUUGAUUUUUAUGUGUCUAAUAUCUAUGAGAAAGAUUCUUUGAUUGACAUUAACAUGUGAAAAACAAAACUGGCUUUAAAACGGUCAUAAGCGAGCGGGGAAGCUAGCUAGGAGUUAAUUAAGUUUAAGGGACACAAUGUUUAGUAUUGAUAAUAGCGGUGUUAAUUUUUAUAUUCAUAUACUUCUAGGAAACUAGCCUAUAUAUAUAUAUAUAUAGAACAGAAAAAAAAUGUUUCCAGAGUCAAAUAAAAAAAAAAAUUGGUUGAAUGAAGUGAUCCUUCCUGCUUGAGUAUUUAUUCUAUCUUGUAAACGUUUUCUGCUGCCGCAUCUCUUGCUCCCAGCAUAUGUGUAUAAAUUGAUAUAAAUUGAUAUUUUUUAUAGCAUCAAUUACGUAAGGUUUGAAAACUGAGGCGCUGCAGAAAAGUCAUCCAUGGUCUUAAAUCUCUUUCUCUCGUAUAUGUGUGCAUAUUCAAACCAGGAACGCAGCAAAAAGAAUUUUCUAAAACCCUCACUUGAUUUAAAAUAUAAAGUAUUGGAUAUAUUUUAAAUUUUUUUUAUCAUAACCUUAAUUUGCUAGAUUUCAUUCAAAUAAUUAAUAAGAAUUUUUUGAAUAAAUUAAAUAUUAUAUUAAUUUUAUUUAAGAAUACGAUUGGAAAAUAUAAAAAUUUUUAUAAAAUAUUAAUAAUUGAAUUAAUGUGAGGCCAAAGUUUCUUUUGAAGUACGUAAUUUUUGUUGUUGUGAGUGUAUGAGAACGCCGGAUUCGAACUCGUGGCUUGACUUGCGAAAACAAAGCACUUUCACCGACAAGCCACAAAACUCUUUAAAUUAGUGUUUUGUUGGCUUAUGUGGAAUUCCAGAUAUACUAAUGCAGACCAAUUUGAGAAAGAAAAAAACGCAGGAAAUAAGAAGCAGGAAUAAGGGAAAGUGGUGUUGGGUGAAGGAAAAUGGAUGUGUUGGAGCAGUUUGGUUGUUUGUUGGUGACCAACAAGAAGAAGAAGAAAGAGAUUCUAGGAGGCUUGCACACUAAUUCCGAAACAAUGCCAUAGAAUUUGUUGUGAGCUAAGUUCAAGAACCAAAUAUUAUCCAACCAAGUAAAAGAUUUUGGAAUUGGACCCGUCAAUCCGUGGAGGCCUUUUUCAAGAACCCACUCUCGUAAGGUAAGCGCUCACAAAAAACUUCCAUCAAGGUGUUUAAUGCACUUUUGAUGCUUCUUGGGAUCGGUCUAACAAACUUGUUGUCAGUGAAUGUGAGGUAUCUCACGUGUGUGUGGGUGUGAAAUUCCAUGGAAGGUUUAUGUUGAAUUGGUUGUUGCUGAUGAAGAUGACAUCAAGAUCCAUGGUGAAGAGCUUUGGAGGGACGAGUCCAAUAAGAGUAUUGAACCUAAGAUUUAAAAAAAAGUAGCUUAUUAUUAGAAAAAAAAAACUUCCAUUGGGAAGUAAUCCUGAAGCUUGUUGUUGCUCAAGUCAAUCUUGAAGAAAUAUUUGUAUUCCAUGAUUUUUAUGGGGACUUCUCUAAGAAAUUAUCGGAGUUGACAUGGAAGAAUGUUAAUUCUAGAAUGGAGCCCAACAUUCAUGAAAGACGCAAGCUUAACCUUGAAGAUCAGAGAAACCAGCUUGGUUGAAAUAUAAUUAUUUGGAUUUAGAAACUGAUCGCAUUUGACACCGUUGUAGGUACAAGGACUUGCGUCCUUCUUCCAGGUGUUGGUAAAGCAAUUGGGGUCAUCAACGGUAGUGGCAAAAUUCAAAUGCACGCAACGAGCUUUCACAAGCAUAGGGGACAGGUAAUCAACAGGGAGGAUAGUCGUUAGAAAGAGAAGGAACUCCUUUGACGCCGAUGAUGAUCUCCAGCGUAUUACUUUCCUGGAAGCAAUGCCUGGGUGUGAAGAGGAAGAGAUUGAUGAAAGGAGUAGAGAUAGAAGAUCUAGAGAUAUGAAGAAAUCAAGGUCAUUUGCUCAAGCUUAACGAUAGGCGCUAGAUGCUGUUUUAAUUAAUUGAUGAUUUAUUUUGUAUCACUUGAUAGUAUAGGCUCCCCAAUGUUCCUUAAAAAAUAGUUCAUGAUUAAAUUUAUACAUUCAUCCUUAACUUAAUAAUAAAUAUUUUGUAAAA